AUGCGAUUCCUCUGCGUGCUGAUCCUCUCCUGCCUCCUGGCGGUGGCCUAUACCGCCACGACGAGUCCAGCAGACCCAACAACGACUCCAACAGCUACUCCAACAACGACUCCAACAACAACUCCAACAACGAGUCCAACAACAACUCCAACAACGACUCCAACAACGAGUCCGACUACGACCACUCCAUCCACAGACAGCUCUACCACCAAUUCAACCACCACGGCCACCACUGUGGCCCCCACGACCUCCUCCACCACGGAGGCUUCGACUUCCGACAAGAAAGUGAAACACGAAACCCAUUGGAAGGUCGUAAGACGCGAGCCCGCUAAGAUCAUAACGACUCAUCAUAGCAAGGGCCAUGAGGAAAAGAAGGACAAGAAGUCUAAGAAGGACAAUAAGAAUAAGAAGGACGAGAAGAAUAAGAAGAACAACAAGAGGAAGAACAGGCGUACCCGUCGCAGUGGUUAA
Messenger RNA from Drosophila takahashii, 471 nucleotides. The record is from RefSeq and is a predicted model, not a curated record. Lineage: Eukaryota; Metazoa; Arthropoda; Insecta; Diptera; Drosophilidae.